UCCUGUUCGCAUUUGGUAUUUGCGGUUCGCCCGGUACAGUCGCUUUCUAGGUUUGCUACGAUCUGGGUUUGCAUUUAGCUAGAAAAAGAGUGUUUGAGAAAAGUUCGGCGGCCGGCGUGUCAAUGGAAACUAGUGAUUGUUCUAGUGCAGGGACUCCUAAGUGGAUUAUUUGUGUAAACAACAGUGCGUACCACCAGCGCCUCUAGUUGUGGGUGCAGUAUUUUUUCUGCGUUCGUUGCUGUUCGGCCUACUACGGUGUGGAUUGCAGUGCGCUUGAGAUUUUGGAGUGAUUUUCCGUGUUGCACCAGCCAGCUUCAAUCAUCCUGUUCCUGGAGAUGAAGGUAGAUUACCGAUUUUGUUUGAACAAAAAGCAAUUCAAACGAUGCAGCGCCCAGUCAGAAUGAAGCAGUUCAACUACUAUUCAGAGUCGUGCUCGAUCAAUGGGAUGGCACAAAGUGAGCAGCAGUUCCUGCGAAGUGAAAGCCAGCGCCAAACGCCGGUUGUGAAACCGGAAUCAAUUUGGUGCGAGUUUGUGUCGGAAAACAAGCUGAUUCUGGUGACGCUGAGUGGCGUUAUUCUGGGGGUGGUGUUGGGAUUCACGCUACGCCCCCUGGGCCUAUCGGCGGACACUAUCAUGCUGAUCGCUUAUCCGGGCGAGCUGUUCAUGCGUGUGCUGAAGCUGAUGAUCCUGCCGCUGGUCAUCGCCAGUCUGAUCAGUGGUUCUUCCAGCCUGAAUGCCAAACUGAACGGAAAGAUCGCACUGCGGACUUUUGCUUACUUUGCACUAACCUCGCUGUUGAACGCUUUGCUCGGUACUUGUCUGGUGCUGCUAAUCCACCCGGGCGAUCCACGGAUGCACGAGGCCAUGGCCGAGUACUCGGUUGCCGGUGGUAAAACGGUCACACUGAUGGAUAGUAUUUUAGAUCUGGGAAGGAACAUAUUUCCGGACAACAUUUUUCAAGCGGCUCUCCAGCAGGCCCACACUGUGUAUGUACCGAAGGAAAGUGCCACCAAUGGUAGUAUUCUACCGGUGGCAAACACUCACCACCCUCAACAGGCGAAACCGACCAGCACCCAGAACACCUUCUCCUGGGACGAUGAGGAGGAGCUGAUACGGAUCGUGGAAUACCGUCCCGGAACAAACACGCUAGGAAUAGUGUUUUUCUGUUUGGUCUUCGGUACACUGUUGGGAACUAUCGGCAGUAAGGGUUACGUUGUGAUACAGUUCUUCUCCGCCAUAUUUGAGGUGAUCAUGAAGAUGGUGACCGGUGUGAUGUGGUUGACUCCGGUUGGAAUCGGUAGCGUGAUUGCGGGAAAAAUAUUGGCCGUUAAUGAUAUUAGUUUGGUGAUGACUCAGCUGGCUUGGUUCAUCUUUACGGUGCUUUUCGGUGUCCUGCUCUACCAAUGGGUCAUCAUUCAGGCGAUUUAUUUCUUCUUUUUGAGAAGAAACCCGUUCAAAUUCUACUUGGCACUAAUUCAACCGAUGUUGACGGCAUUCGCGACGGCUUCUACUGCGGCUGCGCUGCCGUUGACGUUCCGGUGCAUGAAUGAAAAACUGCGUGUCGAUAGCCGGAUAACCCGCUUUGUGCUACCCAUUGGGGCCAAUAUUAAUAUGGACGGAACGGCUCUGUUUAUUUCGAUCUCGUCGAUCUUCAUUGCGCAGAUGAGCAGCAUGCAGUUGAAUGUGGGCCAAAUUCUGACGGUGGUACUGACUUCGACGGCCGCUUCCAUGAGCUCGGCUAGCAUUCCAAGUGCUGCGCUGGUUCUGCUGCUGGUGGUUCUGACCGCGAUCGAUGCUCCGAUGCAUAACGUCACGCUGCUGUUCGCCGUGGAUUGGUUCGUUGACCGCAUCCGCACAACCAACAAUUUCCUGGGCGACUGCUACUGUGCCGUCAUCGUUGAGCAUCUGUCCAAGCGGGAACUGAAGCUGACUGAUGCGGGCGAACCGGAGUACCACCACCACCAGCAGCAGCAGCAGCAACAUCAACAGAUGCAGCAUCACUACCGGGAAGAUGAUGAGCUGACCUUGGACGAUGAGGGUAAAGUUCCCGCUAGACCCACCGGAGAAGUUUAGAUCUUCGAGAGACGAACGCACGCCUUCUUAGUUUGAUCUUCUAUUUCUGGAACUUUCAGCCCACCUAAUAAUACCCAUACUACCACUCCUUUAGAGAGAUUCUAUUUUAGCGACGAUGAUUCACUGACUAGGUCAGUAAAAUGUGAUAUUGAAUAACCUGUUUGUAGGUAGCUCAAGUAGCAGUCUGGUAAAGUUACGUUAA
This is a messenger RNA of Wyeomyia smithii (pitcher-plant mosquito), 2276 nucleotides long. It is a transcript of the gene Eaat2, whose product is annotated as excitatory amino acid transporter. The record is from RefSeq and is a predicted model, not a curated record. The transcript has 5 exons. The coding region runs from base 383 to 2074 and encodes 563 amino acids. Gene Ontology annotation, biological process: L-glutamate transmembrane transport. Gene Ontology annotation, molecular function: neutral L-amino acid transmembrane transporter activity; L-glutamate transmembrane transporter activity; glutamate:sodium symporter activity. Lineage: Eukaryota; Metazoa; Arthropoda; Insecta; Diptera; Culicidae. Gene Ontology annotation, cellular component: plasma membrane.